CCCGGAAGCGGGGGAGGAACUUCGGAGCGGUUGUCCCGGUCACUGGGAGGCGGAGCCGCCGAGCCCGCUGUGGCCCGGAUGUUCGGUGUAGCUGACAGAUCCGCGAUCUAGGGCUUCUCGAGCAAAACCUUCAGGCGGCCGAUGGCUGUCGAUAUUCAACCAGCAUGCCUUGGACUUUAUUGUGGGAAGACCCUAUUAUUUAAAAAUGGCUCAACUGAAAUAUAUGGAGAAUGUGGGGUAUGCCCGAGAGGACAGAGAACGAAUGCACAAAAAUAUUGUCAGCCUUGCACAGAAUCUCCUGAACUUUAUGAUUGGCUCUAUCUUGGAUUUAUGGCAAUGCUUCCUCUGGUUUUACAUUGGUUCUUCAUUGAAUGGUACUCGGGGAAAAAGAGUUCCAGCGCACUUUUCCAACACAUAACUGCAUUGUUUGAAUGCAGCAUGGCAGCUAUCAUCACCUUACUUGUGAGUGAUCCAGUUGGUGUUCUUUAUAUUCGGUCAUGUCGAGUAUUGAUGCUUUCUGACUGGUACACGAUGCUUUACAACCCAAGUCCAGAUUAUGUUACCACAGUGCACUGUACUCAUGAAGCUGUCUACCCACUAUAUACCAUUGUAUUUAUCUAUUAUGCAUUCUGCUUGGUAUUAAUGAUGCUGCUCCGACCUCUUCUGGUGAAGAAGAUUGCAUGUGGGUUAGGGAAGUCUGAUCGAUUUAAAAGUAUUUAUGCUGCACUUUACUUCUUCCCAAUUUUAACUGUGCUUCAGGCAGUUGGUGGAGGCCUUUUAUAUUAUGCCUUCCCGUAUAUUAUAUUAGUGUUAUCUUUGGUUACUCUGGCUGUGUACAUGUCUGCUUCUGAAAUAGAGAACUGCUAUGAUCUUCUGGUCAGAAAGAAAAGACUUAUUGUUCUCUUCAGCCACUGGUUACUUCAUGCCUAUGGAAUAAUCUCCAUUUCUAGAGUGGAUAAACUUGAGCAGGAUUUGCCCCUUUUGGCUUUGGUACCUACACCAGCCCUUUUUUACUUGUUCACUGCAAAAUUUACCGAACCUUCACGGAUACUCUCAGAAGGAGCCAAUGGACACUGAAUGUAGACAUGUGAAAUGCCAAAAACUUAGGAAGUGUUCCUAAUAAAAAAGUAAAUAAAUCUUAACAAUGUAUGAGAACUGUUCUGUCAUAUAUGGGAACAAGAUUAUCGGUAUAUCUUAAUGUUUGGGUUGUUUUUGUUUAGUUCAUGGUUAGACUUGGAAAAUGCAAAACCCCUAAAUACUCUGUUACACAGGGUAAUAUUAUCUGCUACAUGAGAAGCCCACUAGGAAGCACUUGCUUCUCUCAACAGUGCAGCUGUUCUUUAGAGCAAAAUCCUGUUUCUGUGUACCUAGCAAUGUGUUCCCAUUUUAUUAAGAAAAACUUACAUAUGUAAUCUGCAAUCCUUAGCAGUGGCAUAAUUGUGUGCACCUCUUGUGUUUCAGUUUGUUUUUCACCUAUAAUGAAUUGUAAAGACAAACAUACUUGUGGCGUCUGAUAGCAAACAUAGAAAUGAUGUAUGUUGUUUUUUGUUAUCUGUAUAUUUUCACCAAUACAGUAUUUUGAUAUAUUGCAAAUAGAUAAUAAUUUAUAUAACAGGUUUUCUGUUUAUAGUUUGGUUCAAGACUUGUUUGGAUUAUUGUUCCUGUAAAGAAAACAGUAAUAAAAAGCUUGACUACAUAAAAUUUCAGUGUUUUGACACUUAAUUGUUUUUUGGCACAAUAGUAUGGAAGUAAUUCAAACUAGUAGUUUCCUCUUACAUCUGGGGCAUAUAUACAUACCAUAUUUUAUUGAUCUAGAGAUACUUUUUAUUUCACGUGACAUCUCUGAAUUAGAAUGCAUCUUACAACUGAUGGCAUAUUAGAUUUAAUAAAAUACAGAAGAUACACAAUAUAAAAAUGGUUUUUCUGUGGAUAGUUUGUUUUUUGUGAUAGGUGUUCUGUGAUGUUUAUGCUCUGAAGGCUUUAAGAGACUCAUGGAUGCAACUAUGGAAGCAAAAUAAAGUUUUUAGCACUUAACCUAACAAUCUGACCAUGUUUAUCCAUUUUUAUUGUUUAGAAGUUUAUUUACCGGUUCUGCUACUUGGUGGUGAUUGUAUGAAUUAAAUUUUAAACAUUUAAGACUUCUAUUAAUAGCUGCAAAAUGUGAAAGUAAGUGCACUCACUUUUCCUGUAGUUGUGUUUGUCUUUUGAAUUCACAGCAGUUGUAUCCUUUCAUUAUUUUGUUAGUUAUUCUUUGUUAAUAUAUUUUUCUCAGUACAUUUAGCCUCUGGGAAAUGAACUCUUUUGGUACCACUGUGUUUCUUCUUUUCUGUAGGAAUAAAAAAUAAAUGUAAAAAUUCUAUUUGUAUUACA
This is a messenger RNA of Cebus imitator (Panamanian white-faced capuchin), 2370 nucleotides long. It is a transcript of the gene JKAMP, whose product is annotated as JNK1/MAPK8 associated membrane protein. Gene Ontology annotation, cellular component: membrane. The record is from RefSeq and is a predicted model, not a curated record. The transcript is spliced from 7 exons. Gene Ontology annotation, molecular function: ubiquitin protein ligase binding. Gene Ontology annotation, biological process: response to unfolded protein. The coding region runs from base 142 to 1077 and encodes 311 amino acids. Lineage: Eukaryota; Metazoa; Chordata; Mammalia; Primates; Cebidae.